UGAACAACGUGAACAAUCCCAAUGUGCUGCAAGUCGGGGGGCCAGACGAGGCCCCCGGGGGGCGGAGAGGCUCGACAUGCGGUCUUUCCCUUUCCCCACACCCGAGUCCGAAAGGACGCCGGCGGUCGAUGAUAGCCGAGUUAGUUAACCCUGGCGGCGGUGGUGGACUGCCGAAAUUCAAACAGGGACCCCCGUCGCCACUCGAGCUCAACCCGAUAAGUCAACACUACGAGAUUGGACGAUUAGUCGGCUCCGCCGGACCCGAACUCGUCUGGAAGAUCUAUGACGCCAAGCGAAAAUCUGAUAACAAAGAUUGCUCAGUGUUUUUCUUCGAGAAAAAGGUCGCAGAAAAACUUCACAAGCCAAAACGGAAAGAGACAAUAACGGAAAUUCUACGCUUUGGUGUUCGCCAACUCGAGCGCCACAAACAUCCAAAACUCCUGUCACUCGCGCAUCCUAUCGAAGAGGCCAACGACUCCCUGGCGUUCGUGACCGAACCAGUUCUCGGGAGUCUGGCUAAUGUGCUCGGCUGCCUUGAAGACCGACUUCCUCAAACUAUAGCACAAGAGACCCGCGAUUACGAAUUUCUCGAUAUCGAGUAUAAAUACGGUUUACUGCAGCUGACCGAAGCGCUGCUAUUUCUGCACUACAACGCGAAGCUUAUCCACCGCAAUGUAUGUCCCACUUCGGUGAUUAUCAACCGAAAGGGCACUUGGAAACUCGCGGGAUUCGAAUUCUCUGAGAAAUGCAACGAAACUGAUCCAAUGAGCCCUAUAGGAUGUCAGGGCUUCACGUCAAAGCUACCUAAAAUGGGUCAACCCGACCUAGACUACACAGCGCCAGAGGUGCACGCCACGUCUUCAUGUUCGCCACAAUCCGACAUGUUUUCGCUUGGUCUGCUCAUUACAGCACUCUUCAACCAGGGACACUCGCUGCUCGAGAGCCAAUUGUCAAUUUCUAUCUACACCCAACGCAUCGAAGAGAUGGACCGGAACCUUCACUCCCUCCUGGAGAAAAUCCCCCACCACCUGCAGGAGCCCCUCCAGGGUCUGCUCAACAUGGACGCCAAGCGAAGGCCCAACUCGCGAAACUUCUCUAUCAUCAAGUAUUUUAUGGAUCCAGGCGUCCAUGCACUACAAUAUCUUGACGUGAUCCAGAUGAAGGACUCCACCCACAAGACACACUACUACCACAAUCUCAAACAAACCCUGCCCGCUAUACCAAAGAAACUAUGGUGGCAACAUAUUCUACCGUCGCUACAGGCGGAGCUGCAGUCUCCGGAAGUGCUCGCUGCCACACUGCAACCUCUACUCUUUAUGAUCGACGAUUCGUCACCGGAUGAAUACCAAACCACCAUCCUACCCGUGUUCAAAAGCGUCUUUGGAAUGCCCAAGUCUGUACAGGCAACAGUGACCCUGCUGGAAAACAUCGAAGUGCUAAUGGCGAAAAGUCCCAAAGCAGACAUUCGCUCAGAUGUGCUUCCGAUGGUAUAUAAUUCCUUUGAAUCAACGGCACCGCAGAUCCAGUGCGCCUCGAUACGCGCUGCCGCCCAUGUCGCCGAGUUCCUCGACGAGAACGCCGUUCGUAAGAUGGUUCUUCCCCGUACGAGGUCCGUCUUCGAGACCAACUCUGGGCAAAAGCCUCUUCACAGUAUGUCGUCGCAGGUACAGGCGAACGCGCUAACGUGCAUCGAGCAGGUCAUGGACAAACUGGAAAAGAACGACACGCUGGAUCAGGUACUUCCAAUGCUCGAAAAGGCCAAAGUCAACGACCCAGCCAUUCUAAUGCCUGUCGUCCGCAUCUAUAAGCGAAUGUUGGACGAUAAGCGCUAUGGUCUGACGGUGCACCUUCUCGCUACCAAAGUGCUUCCAGCGCUCAUACCUGUUGCCGUCAAUCCGGCCCUCAAAUUAGACCAAUUCCAGGAGCUCACGCAGCUCUGUCAGGAAAUGUUAGACGCGGUGUCUAAGAAUCAAAGGAACAAGCUUAAGUUGGAUAAACUUUCCCUCCAGCCCUCUUCAGAACUACUUCCAGUGCACACUCAGCAGAUGCAAAUGCAGUUCCACGCGAUCGAGCAGCCGACUGGAUACCCUCACCGUCCGCCAUCAUUGCGACUUGAGUCCAGGCGUACUUCUAUUUCCAUGGAUGACGUCGUCAGAAGAACAUGUAGUUCAGCUUCAUCCUCACCGGACUCGAACCUCCUGCGUGUCCAAGCCACGCUUCCUGGUAGGCGCCACUCGGACAACACGAUCCAGCCCCCACGGAUACUCGUCGCGCCCUGCUCACCGGGCACGGGUUCCCCUCUCGGCUAUACCUCAUCAGGCGUACCGGUGCGGAGACACUCCUCAGUGGGGAUGCACCAACAGGAUUCGCGUUUUUCGAACUUUUUCGCGUCGCCGAAGUUCCAGUCUCCAACCACAGCUAACAACUCAACGGGUCUUGGUGCAGAUUUCUUCAAUUCCAGUCGAGCCAACAUGAGACGCUACUCGGCCGCAGCUGUUUGCGGUGCCGGACUCCCUAAUCAGGCGUCCUCCUUCCUUCAGCAAGUGGGCUCAGGAGUUUCCUCGUUAUUUUCCAGCAAAUAAACGCCACUUCCACCACUGCUAUGAUCCAUAGUAAUAGUAAGAUUCACUUCAGGAAGGCAGAAAACGAAUUAUACGUGGUCUUGGCGCUAAUCACAAACCGACACAACAGAGAAGGCAGUAGGACUAACUAAAUGAAUAGAUAAUUGAGUGCCUACCAAGCAAAGAGUUCACCAGAUGGCCAGGAAAAGUAGAAAAAGUUCUGCGCAACUACACCUCACAAAUCGUCCGCCAUGUCAAGCAUUAGUACCCAAACCUUGCCGCUUAUUACCAAACAACUAAUGGACCGACAAGUUACCAACAUAUCAACGUAUCGCUAACUAAUCGCUGCCCGCUAAAAAAGCUUGCGCACGAAACCAGCAGUCAUCUUCGACGGGUAUCGUGGAAACGAGUCAGUUUGAAAAUGCGCGGUCAUGAAUUGGCAUACGCGAUGAUAGACUGAUGUUGAUAAUAGUUAAACUCCACUUCAAAAUGGAAAUAUUUGUUGUACCGGUUCUAGACAUCAUUGUGCAAUCGAAUAAUCUGAUAGAAACGACCAGACGGCGGGAAGACUAUGCGGCAACUAUGUUAUGCGGAAAAAAUAACGUCUAAACUAACUUAAUCUAUUCUUCUUAAGUUUCCGACAAGAAAAUCGUCUAAUAGACAAUAUGAUGCGUGAUAGGCUGAUGAUUAGUGGAUGUUCCUUUCGUCAAUUGAAGAUGGCUACGAUACUUCAUCCUGUGCAGUGCUAUCUCUUCGUCUAAAAACCAACCGCGUACGCCGUGGUCUCCUGUGUCAAAAUCGAACUCCCCAAAAACAAAUCUCAAAUAGAAAAAACACGGGACGAUUGAAAAAAAAAAACUAACAACUCGAUUCCUCGCUACGCAAACGUCAAAUCAAGGGCAACUAGUAACGCGCGACAUCUUAUCUUCUGUCGUAUCGAAAUUAAUUUGCCAAUAAUUUCGCUGCUUUUCUACCGUUUCGAACCUCUUUGCCGCAUCCAUUUCUACUGGCGAAAUCGGCAGCCUGGUGGUAACGUUGCAACCAGUUUUGUCAUGGAUCGAAAUCGUCGAACGAUGAACAAAGCAAUCGACGGAAUUCGUUGGUCCUUGCCCAUUUGUUGACCCGCGUAACAGAGUGGUUCACGUAACUACUCGUUACUUUGCGCUAGACCCAUAUUGCAAAGCCUUGGCAGACCCUUCUUCUGUUGCAACUCUUUCUCCAAACUUUGCGUCACAACCAAAAGCCGCGUUAGCAGUACAACAAAUCGCAGUGACGCGUUUUAUGUCUACAAAUGCCGCAUACAUCGCAGUGUUAAACCGGUAUCAUUUCGUGCUGUGGCCUCAGCAGGACUCAUCGAAUCCGACGAACCACUGACGUCUUCUACGACUGACACCUUUUACUUAUUCAUUUAUUCAUGCGCUGCUACAACGCUGCACAACGUCCCAAUUGGAGGAACACGAGGGAUCGUUAUCGAACUCAAGGGCAACUCGCAGUCUUUGUCACGACAGCGGCAUCGAUACCAAUAUCGACGACAGCAUCUAUGCAUGCUUCUACUUCUAGUGCAACCAUUACUACUUCACGAUGACUACAACUGCGGUGCCGCGAGACGCAGGGACGGCCGGAGCGGUAUACGCAGCAACAAAUCGUACCCGAGAGGAACAAUAAUCAAAUAGUGGCAUUGAAUCUCGCGAGUUGCCGACCAAGACGACAACAACAACUCGUCGUACACAACGUUGAGGGCUACUACGAUGGUAAUAACAACAAAACAAGCUCUAUCGCUGUAUAAAACUGUACCAAGACGCAAGCGGGACGUAAGCGAAUGACCCGAAACCAAUCGAACUAUUUACAGUAAAACGAUCUGCAAAAGCAAUUGAUCAGUUUCGGUUUCAGGUUUUCAUUACUCGAGUGCAACGCACGCCGUAUGGUAGAACGCAAGAGCUUAGCCACCGAUCGUGUUAAGGGACAGAAGGCUUAAAGAGGCUUCCAAGUCGUGUCAAAACGGCCCACCCUCUUAUAACGCCUUUCGAAGCUGACACAACUAACCUAGUCUACUUGCUACUUCGUUCAUUAGUUGGAUGCCCGAUGCCCCAAAUAUAUUGGCUUCACUCUGUCAAACGCCAACUGCGAUAACCCGUCCGUCUUAACGUACAGACAAAUAGGUACGUACGCAAGCGAAGAUCAAAUUGAAGCUACGUUUGGAAUUGACCCUAAAAUUCCUCAACGUGCCACGAGGUCACUGUACAUACAACAAACUGACAUCAAACAUGCAGAAUUCAAAUAGAGCUAAAAGCGCUACACAACGAAGCAAAGAUGUGGCAGUCUAGAUCAUUUACUUUUGCAUGGAUUUACGGUAAGAAGCUAUGAUAAUAGUAGUCGACCGUAGCAGGAACUUUUCACUUAAUGCAUAUAAAACACGACCGGAUUCCGGCCGCAAGCCAUUCUGCGCGCAAGUGCAUCAGUAAGUUUGUUACCAAUAGGCAAAAAAGGCCCCCUAGUUUAUAUACACAACUAUCCCAUUAUUAUACCCUAAUCCUAGACAGUUCCCCAAAGCAGUGCUGCAAUUCUCGAUGUCUUCCCCCUCGUUUUUUCUCGUUAUCAUGCCUACAUUGCUUUUAUUAAGUAGUUUGACUUACUGGCGAAGAGAACUUACGACCGCCUAAAGCAUAUAUCCACCACCAUCCAGACAAAAGUCUAACAAAAAAUUUAAACACACAGUCAUCGUUAGCAGCCGUAGCGAAAUAGUAAAACUGUUCCUGAGCGGUAUUGGCAACGGUUCCUGCAGCGAUUUACGACGAAGACCGCUCUAUCUAUGCGAUACGAACACGUACGUGGCCGCCAUUAUUUCCAUGGGCGAUAGAUGGCUCGUGCGUAGCUAUGAAUGCAGACGUGAUUAUUUAUCUGAGUGUAUUUAACUCUUAGCCUGACGGUAUGUCAUAAACAAUCGUAAUUAUACAGUUAGCUUUAUGAUACGCUCCUGCAAAACAGCGUCACGAGUAGAGCGCCUCCAACGCCGUUAAAUAUUCUAGCUGCUCUCUUUCGUCAAGCCCUGGUCUCGCAUACAUUUCCUGAGGAAGGCAAUGAAGUUCACAUGCACCGGUGCUGCUAUGAAACAACGUAAGGCCUGUGAGGCGUUUCCAUACAUUAUCUAUAGUUCGGGAGAAAAGGCGAUAGAGGGCGCGCGAAAGGGGCGUAAAGAGAGUGAAAAUGGUGAGCUAACAAGAAAAAUAGAGUAACCAACAACUAAAGCAGACGAAGAAAGGCGGGUACCGCCGCCUUUGUCGCUCAUAAACACGCUUGAAGGUCGCAGAGUCGCGGGCCAUGAGUUAAAAAAAAAAUCGAAAGCUGAGCGAGCCAGGCCAUCUCGCGCUUAGAAUGACACAGGCCGCCAAAAUGUUCACUGCUAUGUACGCUGCGUAAAUGGGAGAGCAAAGAGGGGAAAAGAAAGCAUAUGCAUGUGUGGAGCGUUCAUUAUGGCUCAUUGCACAGACAGCACGAAAGGACCCGUGUCUUCUAAUAAAGCAGCGCAUGACCUUUUCGAGAAGGAGCUGGAGGAGUAGACUAAGUGGGUCUUCCCUACGCAGUGAGUCCUUUGGGCCUGUCGUAACAAGAACUGUCGUGUUGGCGGUAGUGUUUCGACAGUGCGAAACAGUAGAAGAACACGUAGAGUAGAUACAAAAUGAGUCAAGAAGCAAUAUCUUCCAGCCAGCGUGGAAUACUGAAUGCUGAACAUGAAGCAUAGCGACGGCACAGUGGGGCAAUAAUCGUAUGCGAGAUGACCGUAAAGCUACACCGACUGUUAGCUAACCCUUUAUUUUAGCAGUGCUGCACGCAGAGAGAAGUACUAUAAAGAAAAAUGUAGCUAAAUUUACACAUACUUUUGGAGGAAGGAAAUUUUUUGUUUGGCUGGGCGUGAAAUGAUGAUUGUAUUCUGUAGAAAUACAGAACUAGAUUUGGUACCAUUGUGGUUGUACCUGCUUGCUACGUCGCCAAUAUGAAAUGCCUUG
Molecule: messenger RNA, 6565 nt
Organism: Varroa destructor (honeybee mite)
Lineage: Eukaryota; Metazoa; Arthropoda; Arachnida; Mesostigmata; Varroidae
Gene: bma
Product: SCY1-like protein bma
Biological process (GO): protein phosphorylation
Molecular function (GO): ATP binding; protein kinase activity
Source: RefSeq, a predicted model, not a curated record